Messenger RNA from Hydatigera taeniaeformis, 1176 nucleotides. Lineage: Eukaryota; Metazoa; Platyhelminthes; Cestoda; Cyclophyllidea; Taeniidae. The record is from the annotation of a GenBank genome assembly.
AUGGCAACUGAGGAACCUGCCACUGAAAAUGUCGAUGAGAAACAGCGACAAGAAGAGGAAAAGCAAAAGAAUGUCCUUGGUCUGACCAAAAAGCAGCGCAAACGCGAACUCAAAUUUAUAGCUAAUGAAUUACGUACUAUUCCAGAGGAUGCAAGCGAUGAAGAUAAACUUAUUGCACUCUAUAGGAAGUUUCAAAUCCUUAAUUCUGAAAACAGUGACAUGAGUUCAAAGCUCAAGCUUACGGACAGACGCAUUUUGUCUGUUGCGGCCGAGCGUGAUCAGUACCUUGACAGCUUUAAUCGAGCAAAUAUGCAGAAGGAAAAGUUGGAGGCCUUGUGCAGGGAACUUCAGAAGCAGAAUCACUUGAUAAGGGAUCAGAGCAUAGCGAUGGCGCAGUCAGAAGAUGAGAAGCGGAAGGAAGUUGCUGACCGGUUUCAGAGUGGAAUUAACGAAAUUCAAGCCCAAUUGAACGAUUAUUUGGAGAAAAAUAAUAAACUCCGGGAAGAGAAUCAAAUGUUGGCUGACAAACUGCAGAAGUUUAUCUCGGACCACGAGAAACGUGAAGAAUAUGUGCAAAAGCUGCUGAAGACACGAGAGUUGGAGACAAAGCUGGCGGAGGCGAAGGCGGUUCAGGCGCGGGCAGUUCAGGAGCAAGCGGUGUUGCGUGAGAAACGUGAGACGGAACGCGUUCGAGAGGAGUGCAACCUUCUUAAACAGCGUCUCGAGGCGCACCAAUUGGUGGAGGAGAAGCUCAAAGAGCAAAUUGAAUUUUACAAGAACAAAUACCAGUCUUUCAAUAAAACUAUGGCCAAAAGCAACGACCUCAUCGAAAACACCAAGAAGGAGAUGCAAAAAGUGCUGGUUCAUUCCUACCUCUUUUGCAUGCUCUCUUCCCCAACUGAAGUCAUCUCUGGGUUGGAACUGGAUGCAGAAGUAAAGAGGUUUGCCAAUGUGGUCAGUCCGAUGACGAAACAUGUGCGCACUGCGGAAUCAGCAGCCCUAGAGUGGCGUAGCAAAUGGGAGGUGAGUCAGAAGGCUCUCUUGGACAUGAUCGACGAAUGUCGCAAAGAAAAGGAGAAAACACAGGCCCUGCAGAAACAGGUUGACAGCCUAUCUAGCCUCUGUCGUGCUCUACGAGCUGGCAAAUCCUCGACCCCCAUAGUUCCUGACUUAUAG